GGGGCAGAGGGACUUUGUUUUCCUCGAACCCCAUCAGCUGUUUGUGCGAAUGACAAGUGGCUUUUAUCUCUUAACAAGCACCAAGCAAGUCCAUUGACUCGAAGUGCUCUCUUCGUUCUUUCGCCCACGGACACCUUAAUUGAGCAUCAGAGAAGUACAUCAUGGCAUCUCGCAAGAAGAUUCUCCUGAAGGUGAUCAUCCUGGGAGACUCUGGUGUAGGCAAAACAUCCCUUAUGAACCAGUUUGUUAACAAGAAAUUCAGCAACCAGUACAAGGCAACCAUUGGGGCAGAUUUCCUCACAAAGGAGGUUAUGGUUGAUGAUAGAUUGGUCACAAUGCAGAUCUGGGAUACAGCUGGUCAAGAGAGAUUCCAGUCAUUAGGUGUUGCAUUCUAUCGAGGAGCUGAUUGUUGUGUUCUCGUUUAUGAUGUUACAUCUCCCAACACCUUCAAGUCUCUCGAUUCAUGGCGUGACGAGUUUCUAAUUCAAGCCUCACCAAGGGACCCUGAUCACUUCCCAUUUGUUGUUCUGGGUAACAAGAUUGAUCUGGAGAAUAGGGCGGUAUCGACGAAGCGAGCACAACAAUGGUGUCAUAGUAAAAAUGAAGUUCCCUACUUUGAAACUAGUGCAAAGGAAGCCAUUAACGUGGAGUUAGCCUUCCAGACCAUUGCUCGCAAUGCUCUUGCUCAGGAAUCUGAGGUGGAGCUCUACAAUGAGUUUCCAGACCAGAUCAAAUUGACCAAUGACAACAAGGCUAAACAGGAUGCGUGCUCUUGCUAAUGAUCACUCUGUAAUGAUUUUCUAGUACGUAAGGAGGAAGCCCUUGGUUCCAUUUGUGAUAUCAGAUACAUGAGCUCAGAAGAGAAGAAAGGGAUCUGUAAUCCCGGGCCGGUUCCAGGAGCAACUUUUGAGUGUGACUGAUCAUGUUGUGCGACGAUCACUACUUGUAUAUACAGUGGUGCCCCAGACAAUACUUUUUUGGGAGUAUAUCUUGCACCUUUAUCAACAUUUCACAUGGGGAUUGGCCUUAACUUUUUGUUCUUGUGGAUUUUUUUUUUUUUCUAGAAAUGUUACUGCUAUUUCAAAUGUAAGUUUUAUUUUAUUUUAUUUUAUUUUUUUAUUUAUUAUUAUUUUUUUUUUCUUGUUCCUAUCUCAUCAGUAAUCUUGGACAAAAACUGGCUUAUAAGGAACAGUGUUAAGAGAAGUAAAUAUUUGAAAAUGAAAUUAACUAUGGGAAAGGUUCUCUUUUGAUUCUUUCUGCUUAAUUGUUUGAUAUUUCAUUGGAUGAGCAAACUUUAGUUAUGUGGAAACCAUGCAGGUUUAGCAUCCCCAUGGUAUUACUGGAAAGGUGAAAUAUUGUCUAUAUCUUAUAAAUUCUCUUGAUAUGAUCACAACCUAUAGAAUUAAGAAAAAAAAAACACUUCUUUCCCAUUAUCUUAAAUCUGGUAUACUGUCAAGGGUAUUAAAAAAAGGUAGGGUAAGCUUUUUUGGGGCUGAUUUUCAAAACAAAGAUGCUUCAAAGGACAUUAUAGAAAAUAUUAAGACAGGCUAGUAAGUAUCAUGCUACCAGAUAGUUAUAUUUUGGACAUGUUACUUGUUUCCAAAAGGGAUGAAACCUUGUUAUAAACAGUUUUUUAAUAAUUUCAUAAUUUGCCAUAUUAGGGACUAUAUAUGAUAUAUAUUUGUAAUAUACCUUUCUUCUGAAUUAAUUUAAGAAUUGAAAUGAUUCAAAUUUUGAGGAUCUACCUGUUGGUGCAUUACUGCAGCUAGACUUGUUAGUUUUGAGUUUUGGGGCAGGAUACCACUGACUUUACCUAUCCUUAAUUCCUUCUGAGAAACAAAGUAGAUACUCUCAAAUGAGUGAGACCAGUGAGGAGAUGAAAAUGUCAGUUGGGAUUGGGCUACCUUGUACUUUUGGUGAUAUCCAUGUUAAGAUGCCAGACUCAGAAUGGUUGCAUUAUCAUGUGAAACUCAUGUGGCUUAGCUGUGUAACUCAUUCAAGACAGUUUAUGGCUGCAAAUUUAUACUUGUCAAAAGAUGUCUGACAUAAUUUCAAAAAUGUUAUGCUUCAGUUAUCAGCUCUAUCCCGCCCCAACAUUUAAAUUCCCUCCCACACAAGAACACCAAAACUCUAAUCCUAUAUUUUAUACUGUGAUUGUUAAAUCAGUUCAAAAUGGGUUUCAUGAUUUUAAGGUAUAUUCAUUACAUGUACAUAAAUGUAAAGUACACAUUCAGUGUGUUAGUUUAUUAAAUAUUGAUUAUUCAUCUCUCUCUCUCUCUCUCUCUCUCUCUCUCUCUCUCUCUCUCUCUCUCUCUCUCUCUCUCUCUCUCUCUCUCUCUCUCUCUCUCUCUCUCUCUCUCUCUCUCCCCCUCCCUUCCUCCCUCCCCCUCCCCCCUCUCCCCUCUCCCCCUUUUCUUUCUAUUUUUCUCUUUUCUUUUGUUUCCCUUGUUUUUCUUUUAGUUUUUAUCUACUGGAAAUUGUGUGCUUAGAUGUUUUCUAUUUGUGUUGGUUUGUAAUUGCAAUUUUAAUGGCUAUUAAAUGUCAUAGUUUAUUGGUUGGUGUGCUCUAGUGAGCCAGCAGUGAAAACAAUUUUAGGAAUAAAUUGAUAUGGCAAAUUUACUCUCCUGGAUAUAGUCGUUGUAGAUAUUUUUCUCCAAAAAUAAGCAGUAUAGGGUUACAUAUAAAACAGGUCUAUAUAGGAAAUGCAAUAUUACUUGGGCUUGAUCUGUUUUAUUGAAUUUGGAACUCUGCUGACUUCCUAGAGCACCUUAAGUUGGACAUAUCCAAAUUUGUAUACAGAUGUAAAGUAAUACAGUGAGCAGUCAGCAGAUCUAAUGGGUACUAUACUCACAAAGUGCACAGAUGUCUUUGUUGCCAUUCCUUUGUCUCUUUAGAGUCAUUUAUCCCAAAAUCAGAUAGGAUGAUAUAUAGUUUUGCAGUGUAUUCACUUUCAACUGUGGUAAGAUCUGUAUUAUGUAUUAAAUACAAAUAAGGCUAUUCA
Messenger RNA from Penaeus chinensis, 3001 nucleotides. RefSeq names its product ras-related protein Rab-7a (gene Rab7). The record is from RefSeq and is a predicted model, not a curated record. Gene Ontology annotation, cellular component: lysosome; phagocytic vesicle; late endosome. Gene Ontology annotation, molecular function: GTPase activity; GTP binding. The transcript has 6 exons. Gene Ontology annotation, biological process: phagosome-lysosome fusion; endosome to lysosome transport. Lineage: Eukaryota; Metazoa; Arthropoda; Malacostraca; Decapoda; Penaeidae. Bases 162 to 779 code for a protein of 205 amino acids.